AUGCUAUUCAUUCACUCGUCCAGAUGGUUGGUUGCUCCACGGCAAAUCGGUUGCUCGCCGGCAAAUGGGCGCCGCGGUCGAACUUUUGAAAGUAUUCGCCUGCAAAAAUCGGCUUUGGGAACUGUUUCAAUUCAUAACAAAGAAUCACAGAUGCGCCUACCUGCCUCUUUCAUUGCUGGUGCGAAUGCGGAAUAUAAGCAGAUGGUGAUGCUGGCGGAGCUCAUAAUCUUUGCGAGGACAGCAACUGGACUGUUUUUCAUGUGGUUGAUAUAUGGUUUUUUGACGGCGGUUUACGACAAUGUUGUUGAGGAGGAAUUCCACAACGCCUGCGAUUCGUUGGCAGAAGAAGAACGUGAACACUAA
Ostertagia ostertagi is the source of this 363-nucleotide messenger RNA. The record is from the annotation of a GenBank genome assembly. Lineage: Eukaryota; Metazoa; Nematoda; Chromadorea; Rhabditida; Trichostrongylidae.